This is a messenger RNA of Haplochromis burtoni (Burton's mouthbrooder), 8175 nucleotides long. RefSeq names its product zinc finger protein 710-like. Gene Ontology annotation, cellular component: nucleus. The annotation marks the transcript as partial. Gene Ontology annotation, biological process: regulation of transcription by RNA polymerase II. NCBI's taxonomy places the organism in Eukaryota, Metazoa, Chordata, Actinopteri, Cichliformes, Cichlidae. The transcript is spliced from 2 exons. Gene Ontology annotation, molecular function: DNA-binding transcription factor activity, RNA polymerase II-specific; RNA polymerase II transcription regulatory region sequence-specific DNA binding. The record is from RefSeq and is a predicted model, not a curated record.
ACGCCCCCAUUUUGUCCUCUGCCAUUUCCCUCUCUCCCUCUCUCUUUUUCCUCCAUGUUCUUUCUCUUUUGUUGUUUACCACACUUCCAUGACAUUUAUGAUACAAACUUUAUAAAAAAAACAUUUUUUUUCUAUCACAGAAAAACGAACCCAUUAGGCAGGGGAACAAUUAUAUUUCUAGAAUAAAACCUACACCUUGAACACAAUACUCUCCUUCCCAGUCACAUACAUUUUGCACAUUAUCUUCUUAUUUCACUCAUCCAUCUGUGGUGCCAUUUACCGUACUCCUCUUUGCGUAGUUCCUGUAAUGACCUGGCCCGAAUCUACCAUUUUUACCCCAAACACGGUAGUGGUUGCUUCUCUUCGGUAGCAUUCAACAAGUGGCUUACUUGCUAGACUCCAAAACAACCCCAACUGCCAGUCAUCGUCCUCAAUGGAACAUAAACUACAUUAGCCAGGUGCUUUCCUCACCUAUCAUGUUUAGGGUGGCCUCAUGAGAUGAUGUGCUCCUUCAGCACAGCUGGGAGCUGCAGCCAUUGAUGGUUUGCUGUGGUUUUAUGGGACAACUGAUCUGUUUUUGUUUAUAUAGGAGGAGGAUAUAUUUGAGUACGUAGAAGCUAUUUUAGUCUGCACCAGUUCUUUUUUUGUACAUGAACGACAUGUAGUGUUUGUCAAAGUUUAGAGGAGGAGUAUUAUUCUGACCUGGCUAAAUCAUCAGAAUAAAACCUGUUAGAAAGCACAUUAAAAACAAAUGUUCAAACAAUAAUCCUGUUUACAUAACCUCUCAGACAGUACACGUAGUAGUGGUAACAAUAAUUUUAUUUUGGCACUUUUCAAUACACUCAAGGUCAUCUUACAGCAUGAAAUUAACAACAAAAGUAAUAUUAGGAGAAAUUUAAAAUCCUGAAUGUAAAACAUAUUAAAAAACAAACAAACAUGAUUAUAGUUGAUAUGCUGAUCUGAACAGGUAAGUGUUCUGUGAUUGAAACUGUCAGAGUCCAGCUGAUAGAGGUGAAGCGAUGCUGUGUUCCAAAGACGAGGCGAACCUCAGCUUCUGGCACCCGUGGUGUUAAGUCUGAUACAUGGAACAGUCGGUAGAGUGGCUGAGCUGAGUAUAUGAAGGAGUGUGAGGAUGAAGAAGGUCUGAGAGACACUGGGGUUGUCAAGUCAUUAAGCACUUUGAAAGUGAGGAGAAGAAUCUGUAUUGGAUGCAUUGGCGAAUGGGGAGCCAAUGAAGCUGGGUGAGAUUAUGUGUAAUGUGAUCGGUGGACUUGGUGCAGUUGAUGAUUCUUGCUGCAGAGUUAUGUACCAUUUGGAACCAAUUAAGCAAUUCUUUGGGGAGCCCAGAGAGAAUGGCAUAGAGGGAAUAAUCCAAAUGAAAGGUGACCAGGGCGUGAACCAGAACUUGUGUGCUGAGUUGAGAAAGAAACAAGUGUAGUUUCGAAAUGUUACAUAGGUGGAAGAAGGCUGAACCUGAGACAUUAUUGGAGAGGGAAAAGGCUGAACCUGAGACAUUAUUGGAGAGGGAAAAGGCUGAACCUGAGAGGAAGAGUAUUGCCCAAGAUUAUUCCAAGACUUUUGACACUUUUUGCAAAAGUGUGGACUUAAGAACCACCUAUAGAAACAACAAAAAAUAGACUUUUGAUUUAGGAUCAUUUCACGUUUACUGAUGUCUAGUUUGAGCUGAUUGAUUAUUUUCCCAGUGGUGAUGGCCUGUAGGUCAUGGCGAGGAUAGAAGGGGGAAGAGAGGUGUUGGGUUUUGCAGAAAUACAAAGCUGUUUGUCGUCAGCAUAAAAAUUAAACUGUUUUGUGAGAUGGGGGAAAAAUAUUUUCAAGAUAAAGAAGAUAAAUUCAUAAUUUGCACAGAAAGAUACCUGAGGGAUACCAUGUGUGACAGAGGCUGAUGAAAAGCCUUAUUUGUUUUUGUAAGUCUUGCCUUGAAAAAAUCAUUUAUGUCAGAAAGUCUCCUUGAUUCCAAUAUUGACCAGUUGUUGGCCAAUAUUGGAAUGCGGAAUGUAAAAAGUGGCACUGAGGUCAAAGAGGAGGAGGGUAUUAAGAAAGCAGGUUUCUAGUGUGAGGAGAUCAGUGGUGAUUUUAACAAGCUGCUCCAAAUAUGUCUAGAAUGGAAUUGAAAUGGCUUGGGUGGGUCUGAAGAUGUGAUGCCUCUAUGCUUUCCAAAACUCAGGAAAUGGAUGAAAGGCUGGAAAUGGCCCUAUAGUUAUUAAGGUUGUUGGAGUCAGAUGAUGAGCAUGUUAAUUUAAGUUUUAAAAUCUGCUAUGACUUUACAGCUCGUGGCUCAAAUCGGUCAACAACUGCUUCACUGGGUGAAUGGGUUAAAUGCAGAGGAACUAUUUCCCUAUGGGGGCUAACACAUACACAUUAUUAUUAUUAUAUCAGUUUCCUUCUUACUGGAUCUUUGGUUCUCUCUCUCUGUUUUUGUUUUGUUUGUUUUUUUAAAUUAAUGAGAUUGUCAAAAAAUUAAUGAAAAUCACUAUUCGUUUUUACGGUAGGAAAGGUAUUGGUUUAAAUACACAUUGCUUUAGUAAGAACACAGCUGUAGCUAGUGUAGCUACCAGUAUUAACUGAUUUGACAGCACUGUUAUAAGUACAUUUGCCAAAGUAUCAUAUCAUCGCAGGUAAGAUGCAUUAAAAUUCUUAAAAUGCAAACUUGUGGAUCCACAGAUUUGCAGCAGCAAUGUGGAGUUGAGAUCACUGCUAGCAAAUAUAGCCAUGGCUCUUCAGUGGCUCUCUGACAGGCUCUGUAGGUCAAAGGCAGGGAGAUCUGUCCAGUCCAUGUUUGGCUCUGUCCCACCUUUGUGUCUUUUAUGUGAAUAUAGCCAGAUCCACAUCAAGUCUGGAUGCAUUUGAGACAGACACCUGGCAGGAUACAUGGGAGAAGCCACGUUUGGUCAAAUUUCACUUCCUGCUGCCGUUUGAUUUUAUCUUUAGGAAGCUGCGACUGUUGCUGAACAGGAAAAAAAAGUGUUCAUUCGUUCUUGAGAAUACAGCUUGCACAAGAGGUUGGAAGAUGCAGACUCUGCAACUCUUUCCCAAGUGUUUUGGCAUUUCCAAAUCUACAUACCUUUGUGUUGUAUAUGUACUGCAUCCUUUUUCAUUUGUAAGUUUAUUUGGCUUCACGGUUUGGUUUCUUAUUAUUUCAGGUCACAAUUUCUCCUUAAGCAUGUCUCCCUGCCUCUGACCAUCUUGCUUUUAAAUGCUUGAACUGUGAACAGGGCCCAAGAGAGUAGGAGUUCUAGCUGAAGCAGAAGUCACACCCCUCUGCAUUUUGUAAAACUGCAUUCAGAAAUCAUCCAUUUAGUUUGUUCUUCAUAGACAAAUAUGUAUCGCUAAUACUUUUCUUUGCAUAUGUAAAGCCAAAGUCAAGUAAUUUUAAAGUAACUGAUGGUUUUGUUUAAGUUUAAAUGAGCAACACAAUCUUGCAUUAAUUCUUACUGUGGAAAAAGUAUGCAAAAUGUUACAUAAAGACUAGACUAUAUGCCAUGAUCCUCUCUGCUUGACUUGCGUGACUGACAGGAAGUGUGCUGUAGCGUGACCAAAGGGAAAGUUAACUAUUUUUGGAAAGUUUUAUUUGGUAAAUAAAAGCAUGAAAAUCAGUGAGGCUCAAAGUAGAGGCACCAUAAUACUUGCUCAUUGAAGAUUAUUCUAAAACAUAAAUUGAACUUAAGGCAGGGAAUGAAUAAUAUGAAAUCAGCUUAUUAUGGUAGCAUAUAAAAAAGACAUACUUGAAGCAUAUCCACACAAUAUACCUUUUGCAGUUUACUUAAACAAGGGAUAAGGGAAACAAAAAUAUGGGAAAUGAUGGAUCGUCUGUAACUAUUUCUUGUGGACCUUUUAUGUUCUUGAGUAAUCACAGAAGUGUUAAAUUUGUUAAUUUACAGAAAAUUGUGGGAAGAUUUGUUCCCAGUUCCUUUAGAGUCCAAGGUGACAUUUUGCAGGGAACCAAAAUAUGCUGAUUUUUAUCAGGAACAUUUUGGAUGUAGUCUUGUUUCUGAUUAAUAUUGUCUUGAUUGCCUAAUCAGUUAAUAAAUUAAUCAAACCUAAUAUGUUUUUUUUUUCUCAACUUUGCAUAUUUGCGUCUUCAUUAGAUCCUGACUGAUAUUUUGGUCCCCUGACAUUAUCAGCUGAUAUUGGCCUAUUAUGCAGUAUAUACACUAGCCAGACACUUCAUUAGGUACAGCUUGAUAGUACCAGGUUUUACUGUCAGAACUGCUAUAAUUCAACAUGGUGCUGUAAACAUUCCUCAGAGGUUUUGGUCCAAACUGACAUCAUGGUGUUAAUUGCUGCAGAUUUGUCUGCUGCACAUACGUGACAGCAAUCUCCCAUUCCACCACAUACCAAAGGUGCUCUGUUGGAUUGAGAUCUGGUAACUGUGGAGACCGUUUAAGUACAGUGAACUUAUUCUCAUAUUCAAGAAACAAGUUUGAGAUAUUUUGAGAUGAUUUGAGCUUUGUGACACGUCAUGUUAUCCUGCUGGAAACAGCCAUCAGAAGAUGUGUGGUGGUCACAAAGGGAUGGGCAUGGUAACAGUACUCUUUAAUACUGUUUAAAUGAUGAUCGUUGGUAAUAAAGGGCCCAAAGUGUAUCAAAAAAUAUCCCCCACACCUUCACGUCACCUGGCCUGAACUGUUGAUGCAGGGCAGGAUGGAUCUGUGCUGUAAAUAGCAUUGGUGGAUAGUUCAAUAAUUAUCUGAACCAAAAAAUCUAGUAUUGGUCAGGCAUCAGAAUUUCUAUCAAAGCUAAACUACAGGCAUGAAAAGGGGUAACACUUUAGGUUUUCAUAAAAAACACAGUAGCUGUACUUGGAGUGAACUCAGUCUCUGUAGACGUGUUCUGCGACAGGGGGGUGAUGUGCGAUUGAUCUGAUUGAAGGAAAGAUUGUCACUUUUUAUGGAAAUGAAUGUUGUGUACCCACAGUAUGUUUUAGAGCAAACACUGCUUUGGCUCAAACACUCAUUAAUAAUGUCUUCCAGUGUCUACAAUUACAGUCAUCUGUUGAUUUAUUUUUGGCAGCAUCCACUGACACACUCAUGAGAUUUUUGCAUAUUUUAAAAUUUAAAUAAAUUCUUGGAAAAAUGAUUAAGUGAUUGACAGACCCGUUUGUGUCUGUGAUCAGAGUUUGAUUGACAAAAACAGCGAGGUUGGUACCUUAGGCCCACUAUUUAUGUGAAUCAGUAAAAUAACAGAUUGGUUGAUAAUAACACUAAUAGUUUUUUGAGUCCUCAGUCUUUGUGGACUAAUACACCAGUACAAAGUAUUUCCUGCAAAGUGCAUACAAGACACUAUGCUGAAUGUAGGUUUUUAUAUGUCUGUCGCCCUUUUUCUCAUUUCGCUCCAUAAUUUGCAGCUUUCGCGUUGUCUCGCUUUCAUCAUUGGCAGGAUAUGCAUGACCAUUGUGGACCGUGAGGCCACCGUCUCGCCGCUCAACAUCUAUCUGAUCUCUCCACGCAUCCCAUUUCACUGAAGGUGCCGUGGUCGUCAGAUGACGUGAAAAGAGAUGAAAGUUCUUCACACUUGAACUUUGACGUUUCCUCAGGCGUCAAUCAGCAGCUCAUUUUGUGUGUGUGUGUGUGUAUGCAUGUGCGUGUGAUCCAUGGGACUGUUUGAUGCAUCAUUUCAAGCAGAAUAAUAUCUCCGUGCUAUUCUUUUACUUUUCAUUGCUUCUUUUUCUUUUACCGCAUUCUGCUCCCAUCCCCCCGUCUCCUUUCUUUUUCUCUCUCUCUUUCUGUCUCCCCCCUCCCCUCUCUUUUCCUUGAGUAUUCUUUCGUUUCAGUCUCUCCUCCUGCCCCCCCAUCCAUUUGCUCAUCUCCUUGUCAGUCACCUUCCAUCUCUUUCUUUCUCUCACCGUCUCUCUUCUUUCUCCUCUCUCAUGUAACACGCUCGCAUCCGAGACUGUGCACGAAACAAUCUUCCAACACUUUCCCAUACUCGUAAACCUCACUUGAUCAAUGAGAGAGUGAAAAGAUACAGAGGGGAAGGCGCAGGGAUGCAUGGAUGAAACACAGAGAAGAACUCAGCUGCAGAUACAGGAAAAGAGACAGACAGGGAUGUGCAGAAACAAAGAUGAAGAAUGACACACAAAGAAAGAAGAAAGGAGGGCGAGUUGCUUUGGUGGAGCCAUAAUUUCAGACGGAUAUGAUGCUGAUCUUGUUUUUGUUGUUGGUGUGUGCGUCUUUUGACUUUGAUGUGACUUAACCUAUUGAUUACUGGACUGUCAAGGAACCUUGUGCAUCAGUGCUGCGCCUGUGUAUGCGUGUGUUUUUAAACCUACUGGCCACACGUGCUCAUUUGGCUGCAAGGAUAUUUGGUUUGUUUAGUGUCUGCUCUGUGUUUGCGCUGGUGCGACCAGACUCUCUACCGAAACUGUGCUGAAGACUAAAGAGAAGGAGGCGGAGGGUAGCGUUAGCCCCGCCUCCUCACAUCCCUCACGUAUAAAUAGGAGGCAAACAUAGUCUAUUCUCACUCAACACUCGCACUGAAGAAUGAGAUCCUUGAAGCACCUGAAACCUCACAGCAGGAGGAGCGUGGAGGAGGCGAGCCGGCGCCUGGGUAGAUGUGAGCCCAAGGUAAUGGCCAGGCUGGUGGACAUAGGCACACAGACAGAUCCAGUAGUUGUGCUGUCCUUGGCCCAGGCCGCCGUGCUAGGUCUCAUCUCCCAGAAUGAAGUAUUCGGAGCUACCAUUGCACCAAACGGCUUCUACACUGGUGAACCAAAAGAGUCCCCUGCACCCCCAGUAGACGGAGUUGACUACGAGUACGCAGACCAACUUAUCGGCGCCAACGGAGAUUAUCUUGGAGAAAACUUGGGAGAAGACGGUCAGAUGCAACCAAGCUGCAGCCAGCGGCGGUGGCAGCAGGGGCCGCCUCAGCAUCCAGAUGGGAAAAUGGUGGUCCCCGAUCGUCAUGGCCUUCAAGCAGGUGACAUGUCCUCUUCCCACGUGAAAGGGGAAGGGAUGAACUCUGGAAUGUCCUCCUGUGUCCACAUGCUGAACAAUAUGGCUCCCAGAGGUGGUCUGGUUCAAGUAGAUCCGGCCACCCUGAGAGGCACCAACAAGAACUGUGCAGAAUGUGAGCGGGAUGCUACAAACCAGCAGCAAGCCAACACACAUGUCCACCCCCCUCCUCCCCAGGUGGCCCACAGGGGACCGGAGCAGGGCCACAGAGGACUGCAGGGCCAGCGCCCGAUGGGGGGCCACGGUCGAGGUGGUAGAGAGGAUGAAGAAGAGGUAGAACACCAGGGGAACACAAUGAUGAAACCCACACAGCAGGAGGAAGCUAUCAGCAGCUACUUCCAGACCAGUGAAGUGGGAAGCUACGAUUCUACAGAGAUGGGAAUGGGGGGCGAGUAUGAAGACAGCAGCCAGAGUAUGAUGUGGACAGACGGGAGUGCGGCAGGGCAGCAUCCCCAGCCUCCACACCCCCAGCCUCCACGUAGACACGGUGGCCGUAGAGUAGACCGGCUAGAUAUCAACAUCCAGAUUGAUGAAUCCUACUGCGUAGACGUGGGAGACGGUUUGAAACGCUGGAAAUGUCGCAUGUGUGAUAAAUCCUACACCUCUAAGUAUAACCUGGUCACACACAUCCUGGGCCACAACGGCAUCAAACCGCAUGCUUGUCCACAUUGCGGAAAGCUUUUCAAGCAGCCCAGUCACCUCCAAACCCAUCUGCUAACCCACCAAGGUACGCGGCCUCACAAGUGCACAGUCUGCAAGAAGGGCUUCACCCAGACCAGUCACCUGAAGCGACACAUGCUGCAACACACCGAUGUAAAGCCCUACAGCUGCCGCUUCUGCCGCCGUGGCUUCGCCUAUCCCAGCGAACUGCGAGCGCACGAGGUGAAGCACGAACGAGGCCGCUGCCAUGUGUGCUCGCAAUGUGGCAUGGAGUUCCCCACCUAUGCUCACCUCAAACGCCACCAGACCAGCCACCAGGGCCCCCACACCUUCCAGUGCACCGAGUGUAAUAAGUCUUUCGCCUACCGUAGCCAGCUCCAGAACCACCUCCUGAAGCACCAGAGCCCGAGGCCUUACACCUGCUCCCAGUGCGGCCUGGAGUUUGUGCAACUCCACCACCUACGUCAGCACUCGCUCACCCAUAAGGUAUCUGACUGCUCAAGUUGCACACAUGCUGUAAAUGUUACCUGUAGAUCAGUAUUCA